AUGGCUAUGGCUCCUUCGGAUAACACAGUCAAGUGGAAAGUGAAAGCAUGCUAUGGCAACCUGGCGUCUCUUCUCUUCUAUUCGUUCACUCUUUUUCUAUCGUUAUCUGCUUUUCUCUCUUUCUCUUUUUCUUUCAUUCUUUCCCUUUCUCCCUGUCUUUCUCAGCCUUUCUCGGUUUCUGCUUCUUCCUUUUUAUCUUUCUCUUUCUGUUUUUCUCGGCAUUUCUCUCUUUCUCUGUGUAUCUCUCUCUCUCUGUAUCUUCCUCAAUCUUUCUCGCUUUCUUCCUCUUCCUCUAUAUUUCUCGGCCUUUCUCGAUUUAUGAUUCUCCCUCUUUCUUUAUCUUUCUGUCUUUCUCAACAUUUCUCUCUUUCUCUUUGUGUGAGUCUCUCUCUCUCUCUCUCUCUGUAUCUUCCUCAAUCUUUCUCGCUUUCUGACUCUUCCUCUAUAUUUCUCGGCCUUUCUCGAUUUAUGAUUCUCCCUCUUUCUUUAUCUUUCUGUCUUUCUCAACAUUUCUCUCUUUCUCUUUGUGUGAGUCUCUCUCUCUCUCUCUGUAUCUUCCUCAAUCUUUCUCGCUUUCUGACUCUUUCUCUUUCUUUAUCUUUCUCAGCCUUUCUCGCUUUCUGCUUCUUCCAUUUUCUCUUUUUCUUUCUCUGUAUUUUUCUCUUUCUCUCUCUUUCUCUUUCGUCCUCUGCCUUUCUCUCUAUCUUUCUUAACCUUUAUCGCUGUCUGCCUCUUCCUCCUUCUCUAUCUUUCUUCGCUUUUCUCACUUUCUGCUUCUUCCUCUUUCUUUUUUCUCCUUCUUCUUUCUCUGUAUUUCUCUUUUUCUCCUUCUUCCUCUUUAUCUUUCCCAGCCUUUCUCGCUUUCUGCCUCUUCCUUUUUCCCAGCCUUUCUCUCUCUCCCCUUCUUCCUCUUUCUUAUCCUGUCUUGUUUUCUACUUCUUCCAUUUUCUCCUUUUCUUUCUCUAUAUUUCUCUCUUUCGUCUUCUUUCUCUUUCUCUACAGUUCUCUGCCUUUCUCUCUGUCUUUCUCGCUUUCUGCUUCUUCUCCAUUCUCUAUCUUUCUCUGAAUUUUUCAACGAAAAAUUACCUUAGAUUUUUUUAG
Molecule: messenger RNA, 1101 nt
Organism: Acanthosepion pharaonis
Lineage: Eukaryota; Metazoa; Mollusca; Cephalopoda; Sepiida; Sepiidae
Source: the annotation of a GenBank genome assembly